ACAUUUCGUACUCGACCGAAGUCUUUACAAGACCUACCCAAUUUUUUUUUAAGAUCUACAUGUCCGAAUUAUGGCUCGUGGACAACUCGAAGUGACCUGACUUCUGCGUGCGCCGUCUUUAUUUUCGCGAUCGAUUGAUUGAUUUCUCGCUCGUGCGAUCCUUUAUCGACGUGAUCGCGUAUCAGUCGAUCCGCGCCGCGCGCCCCGUGUGUGUGUGAUUGUGUGUGGAUACCCGAGCGGCCCGGCCCGCCUGGCCCGCUCAACGACAGUGUUGUGCUCAGCGCCCAUCACCCCCGUGUAGUGUUACGGCGGUGGAGUGGAGUUUUUUUUAUAUUUUCCGCUGGAUUAGUUGUUCUAUGAACGACGCCGAAAAUGAAUCGCCAGCAGCAGCAGCAGCAGCAGCAGCAGCAACUGCAGCAGACGCAGUCGCAGCAGCAAAUUGUGCAGCAGCAGUCUUAUCAGACGCAGCAGCAGACGCAGCAGAUUGUGCAGCAGCAGCAGAGGAUUAGUCGCGUGGAGCAGCAUGUGACGCGCCAAGUGACCAGCCAGCAGCAGCAAGUGCAAGGCCAGGUGAUGCAGUCCCCAGGCUUACAAAUGAUUGGUGGUCGGCCUGGGGAUGCGUCUCCACCAGUGUUCGAACAAAUCUUCAAGAACGCACGCUUCGCACAAGGUGGCAACGCCCUGUUCGAAGGUCGCGUCCGGGGCAACCCCAAGCCCGUCGUCUCCUGGACCCGUAAGGGAGCCCCCCUUUUCGAGUCCAACAAGUAUAAGAUGAAGUACGAGGAACAAACAGGGAAUGUUUCUCUACUCAUCAACCAAAUCGGUCCCGGAGACGAGGGCGAGUACACUUGCUCCGCACGCAACCAGUAUGGCGAAGCCAUCUGCUCCGUGUACAUUCAGCCUGAAGGCCAACCACAGCUGGGUGGAUACCAGCGUCAAGUUGAGCAGACGUACGAAUCCACACAACAAACCACGUCUGGUGGCCAAACAGUCCAGAGCUACCAGCAGCAGCGCACCGAAAAGACGUCAUACUCAAACGGGCACACCUUAGUAGAAGAAGAUUUCAAGGUGGACACUUUCGAAUAUAGACUGCUGAGGGAAGUAGAGUACCGCGAAUCCGUGACGAGGAGGUACUCCCACGAGACAGACUCCCGUUUGUCGACGACCGUGGAACGCAACCUCGGUCCCGCAGCAGCCCCACAAAUUACGCAGAAGCCAAGAAACUCCAAGUUGUCCGAAGGAUCGGAUGCAGUGUUCGCGGCCAAAAUUCCUGCCAACCCUAAGCCAAGGUUGACAUGGUUCAAAAAUGGUGUCAGAAUCGUUCCGUCACAGAAAUUCCAGUCGAAUUAUUCCAACCAGCAGGCGUCGCUCAAAGUUACAAACGCACAGACAGAGGACUCCGGCCACUACACACUCCUCGCAGAGAACCCUCAGGGUUGCGUGGUGUCGUCCGCCUACCUGGCCAUCGAGCCCCAGGCGCAGGAGAACAUCUACCAGCAGCAGAGGGAGAUCAGAUCGACCCAGCAGCAGGAGACGCAGCAGGUGGUCGAGUCGAGCGAGGUGGACGCGAGCAAGAUGCUGGCGCCCAACUUCGUGCGCGUGUGCAACGACCGCGACGUGACCGAGGGCAAGAUGACGCGCUUCGACUGCCGCGUCACCGGCCGGCCGUACCCCGAGGUGACGUGGUACAUCAACGGGCGCCAGGUCAUCGACGACGCCACGCACAAGGUGCUCGUCAACGAGUCCGGCAACCACGCGCUCAUGAUCACCAACGUGAGCCGCGCGGACGGCGGCGUCGUGACGUGCGUGGCGCGCAACAAGGCCGGCGAGACGUCCUUCCAGUGCAACCUCAGCGUCAUCGAGAAGGAGCAGGUCGUGGCGCCCAAGUUUGUGGAACGAUUCACGACCGUGACCGUCAACGAGGGCGAGCCGGUGGUGCUGAACGCACGCGCCGUCGGCACGCCCUGCCCAAGGAUCACAUGGCAGAAGGACGGUAUCCCGAUAUCGUCCAGCCCGGACGUGCACAUCAGCGUGGACGGCGGUGCCUCCUCGCUGGACAUCCCACGAGCCAAGACGACGGACGCGGCGUGGUACCAGUGCACGGCGCAGAACGUGGCGGGCUCGACGGCGACCCGCGCGCGCCUGUACGUGAUCGGGCCGGACCGCAGCCAGCAGACAGAGGUGCGCCGGCUGCACCUGCCGCGUCCCACGAGAGUCAUCGAGCCAGAGCCAGAGCCGGGUCCCGAAGUGAUCUACCUCCGCCACGUGGAGCGCGCCAAGCCGCACUUGCCGGCCUCCGAGCCGGACCGGCAGUACCCGUCGCCGCAGUUCAUCGUGCCCCUGCGGGACGUGGCGCAGGUGGAGGGAGGCCGCAUCCACUUCGAGGCCCGCAUCGAGCCGGUGGGUGACCCCACCAUGCAGGUCGAGUGGUUCCUCAACGGACGCCUCCUUGGAGCCAGUUCGCGGGCCACCACCACCUUCCGCUUUGGCUUUAUCGCCCUCGAUCUCCUAAGCAUCAUCUCACAAGACGGAGGCGAGUACGUAUGUCGGGCAACGAGCAGCUCAGGAGUGGCCGAGUCCAGGGCUCGGCUCACAGUCACAGCUCGUGCCUCAAUCGAACAGUCCAGCCAACACCCGGACAGCCUCCAGCAGAUCCAGCAGCUGGAGGACUACUCUCGGUACCAGCGCACCGAGAGCCUGGAGGAAAUGACCGCCCAGCGACCCGAGUUCAUCCGCCCACUCCAUGACCUGGGCGACCUGCAGGAGGGACGCAACGCUCACUUCGAGGCGCAGCUCACCCCUGUCAGCGACCCCACCAUGAAGGUGGAGUGGUACAAGGAUGGUCGACCAAUCACAGCAAGUUCACGCAUUACCUCUAUCUUCAACUUCGGCUAUGUCUCUCUCAAUAUUUUGCACCUACGGGCUGAAGAUACUGGUGUUUACACUGUGCGUGCACUGAACCGCUGGGGAGAAGCCAUUAGCUCCUCCACUGUCCGAGUUAUUGCGCGGACAACAGUGACAGGUGAUCUAGGAAUUCCUGAGCAACAGAGAUAUAUUGAGAAAGUAGAAGAGCUGGAAGCAUACCACCAAGCUCAGCAGUACAGAAAUUACCAACCAGAACCACAAGAGAGUUAUGCGCCACCUGAGUUUAAGACUCCCAUUAAGGAUCAGCUUAAUAUUCGCGAAAAUGCUUUUGCGCAUUUUGAGGCACGUCUGGAGCCCCUGGGGGAUCCAACUCUGCGUGUUGAGUGGUUUAAAGAUGGUCGUCCUGUGGAAGCAAGUUCAAGGAUUACCAGUUUCUUCAACUUUGGAUAUGUUGCCUUGACUAUCAAGAAUGUUACUAUCUAUGAUCAAGGCACUUACACAUGCCGUGCUAUCAACCAGCUUGGUGAAGCUGUUACAUCAGCCCAGUUGACAGUAUCAGGCAAGAAAGAUAUCCUUUCAGAGAGUCAGCAUCCAGGAGGCCUGGAAAAGAUCCAACAUCUUGAGGACAGUAGCCGCUAUACGCGCAUGCAACAGGAGGAGAGCCAAGUUACUCAGAAGCCAAGGUUCUUGGGUCCCCUGAAAGGAACUACAAAGAUUGUGGAAGGCCAGCGAGCUCAUUUUGAGGCCCGUGUUGAACCCUUGAGUGAUACAACUAUGAAGAUUGAAUGGUACCACAAUGGCAAGCCUCUACAACAUGCCAAUCGCAUCCAGUUGUACCAUGAUUUUGGAUAUGUUGCCCUGGAUAUCUUAAGUGUCCGAGCUGAAGAUGGUGGCACCUAUACUGUGGUAGCAAGAAAUGCUCUGGGUGAAGCUCAACAAUCGGCUAGUAUGGUGGUAGAAACUCGCUCAAGCAUUGACACAUCCAGCAUGCACCGAGGAACUUUUGACAAGACUCGUCAAAUUGAAGAGUCAAAGUUUGUGGAACCACACUACAACAUUGAAGAAAUUUCCAAGUCCAAACCAAUUUUUGUGCAGCCUUUGUCUGACCCGAAACCAGCCAGUGAAGGCAAAAAUAUUCAUCUGGAGUGCCGAUUGGAGCCUAUGGGGGAUCCAACCAUGCGUGUAGAAUGGUUCCAGAAUGGACGCCCAGUCACAGUUGGCUCUCGGUUCCGCACAUAUUAUGACUUUGGGUAUGUGGCUCUGGAUAUUGUUAAGACAACUGCUAUGGACUCUGGGGAGUACACUUGCCGAGCCACCAAUCACCUGGGCUCUGCUCACACAUCUGCUUGUGUUAGGAUUAUUAGUCGUGCUGACAUUGUAACUGAAACAAUGAAUGAGUCCUCUCUUGAGCAAAUUCAAAUGUUGGAGGAUGCAUCACGUCAUCAACGCCAUGCCCAAGAGGAAAUUAUUGUUGCUCAGCCUCCUCAAUUCACAAGACCAUUGCACAACCUGGAAACCAUUGAAGGAACUAAUGUUCAUCUUGAAUGCCGCCUUCAGCCAGUUGGUGACCCAACAAUGCGCGUUGAUUGGUUUGUCAAUGGACGACCUGUUCGCACUGGACAUCGCUUCCGUCCUGCAUAUGACUUUGACUAUGUUGCUCUUGAUCUCUUGAGUGUUUAUCCUGAGGACUCUGGUGUGUACACAUGUCAAGCACGCAAUCAGCUGGGAGAGGCUGUUACUUCUUGCUCUGUUAGAGUGAUUGCCAAAAAAGAUUUGCUUUUGGAGACUCAGCAUCCUGGUGGAUUAGAAAAGAUUCAGUACUUAGAAGAUACCUCUCGAUACAAGAAGUCAGAAAUGGCUGAUGAAAUUGUUAAUGUUCGUCCAAGAUUUGUCACAAGACCUAAGAAUGUAGAUGGUCUGCGAGAAGGUUCUCAUGCUCACUUUGAGUGCAAAUUAGAACCUGUAACUGAUCCCAAUUUAAAGGUUGAAUGGUUCAAGAAUGGACGCCCCAUUACUGUUGGACAUCGUUUUAGACCAAUCCAUGACUUUGGAUAUGUCGCUUUGGAUAUAAUUGAUCUGAUUGCUGAAGACUCUGGAACUUACACUUGCAGAGCUGUAAACUUAAUGGGAAGUGAUGAGACAACAUGCACCUUGUCAUGCAGAGGUGGAGCUCAAAUUGUAACCACUACUGAAAACGAACAAGGAUUACAGCAAAUUCAAUAUCUUGAAGAUCGCUCUCGUUACCAGCGCCAUGAGCAAGUAGAUGAAUCAACAACUCAGGCUCCAGUUUUCACAACUUCUUUAAAGCCUGUCAACAUCAGGGAGGGCCAGCGUGCUCACUUUGAGUGUCGACUCAUUCCUGUCAGUGAUGCUACCAUGAAGGUUGAGUGGUUCCACAACAACCAGCCAUUAAAAUCAGGCUCCCGCUUCACUGAGACAAACAACUUUGGAUUUGUGGCUCUAGACAUUCUCUACUGUUACCCUGAAGAUGCGGGCACAUACACUUGCAGAGCGCGUAAUUGUUUAGGAGAGGCUGUUACAUCAACUACCUUGGCUGUCCAGUCAAGACAGUCCAUCCAGAGGGAUACUCAGCAUGAAUCAGCAUUGGGUCGUAUCAACCAGCUGGAGAGUACCAGACACCAACGGUCUGAUGUGCCUGAUGAUGUCGUCACACAGCCUCCUGUCUUCACUCAGCCAAUGCGUGAUGUUCGAGUUGCUGAGAAUCAGGCAGCUCACUUUGAAGCUCGCCUAAUUCCUGUUGGAGAUCCUAAGCUGCGGGUGGAAUGGCUGCGCAAUGGUGUUCCCAUUCAGGCCUCCAACCGAGUGACAACAAUGCAUGAUUUUGGGUAUGUUGCACUAAACAUGAAGUAUGUAAAUCCAGAAGAUUCUGGUACAUACACAUGCCGUGCCAUCAAUGAGCUUGGACAGGCAUUCACAUCUGGAGCCUUGGAUGUAGCUUCCAAAGCUUCUUUACUUCUUGAAACACAACAUCAUGCAGCUGUUGAAAAGAUCCAGCAACUUGAAGAUCACACACGCUAUGGUAGGAGAGAAGAGGAGGAUGUUGUGGUGACUCAAGCUCCACAUUUCACCACACAGCUGAACGGCCCCACUCAACUUGUGGAAGGCCAGAGUGCUCACUAUGAGUGUCGUAUUGAGCCAUACCCAGACCCAAAUCUCAAAGUUGAAUGGUUCCACAAUGGAAAACCUUUGUCAACUGGCCACCGUUAUCGCACUACCUACGAUUUCGGGUUUGCAUCUCUGGAUGUUCUGACAGUCUAUGCUGAAGAUGCUGGCGAGUACACCUGCAGAGCUACAAACAAGCUUGGCCAGGCUACCUCCUCAAUCAAGUUGGGUGUUACUUCACGCGCAUCCAUCAUUCGUGAAACACAGCAUGAGGGUGCUCUUCAGAAAAUUCAACAUCUUGAGGAUGACUCACGCUACCGAAGGAAAAUUGAUGAGGAUGCUGUUGUGUUGGAAAAGCCACAGUUCGGCCGUUCUCUUAGGAACAUUGAAAAUCUACCUGAAGGUCAAAGUGCUCACCUGGAGGCAACUCUCACACCUGUCAAUGACCCUACCAUGGUUGUUGAAUGGUUUUGCAAUGGAAGACCAAUUAAGCAAGGUCAUAGAUUUAAAACCACUUAUGACUUUGGUUUUGUUGCCUUGGAUGUAUUGUAUGCAUACCCUGAAGAUUCUGGAACUUACAUGUGCCGUGCUCGCAAUGCUGUUGGAGAGGCUGUCACGACAUGCUCUGUUAAGGUGUUGGGCAAAGAAGGAUUGUGUCUUGAUACUCUCGAUGAACAGAGGCUUCAAAAGAUUCGAGAGCUUGAAAACUACGCUAGGCCUCAGCGUGAAGAAGCUGAGGCUGUGCCACAGAAACCAGUCUUUGUUACUCCACUCACAAGUUUGCCUAAUCUUAAAGAAGGUGAACAUGCUCAUCUUGAGUGCCGAGUUGAGCCUAUUAAUGAUCCCAAUCUCCGUAUUGAAUGGUUUGUUAAUGGAAAGGCUCUCAAAACUGGUCACAGGUUCCGUACCACUCAUGACUUUGGAUAUGUUGCUUUGGACAUAUUGUAUGCCUAUUCUGAAGAUUCAGGAACAUACAUGUGCAAAGCUACCAACCUGCAGGGUGAGGCUGUAAAUACAUGUGAAAUAUCUUGCUCUUCCCGUCGCAGCAUUUAUCUCGAAUCUCAGCAUCCAGAUGGUUUAGAAAAGAUUCAAAUGCUGGAGGCGGCAGGACAUCCAGCUCGCCUGGAGGUAGAGGAACCAGUUGUAACAGCUCCCCGUUUGGUAACAGAACUACGUGGCACAACAGAAAUUUUUGAAGGCCAAACUGCUCACUUUGAAUGCCAAGUUGAGCCUCUGCAUGAUCCAAACUUGCGCAUUGACUUCUACCACAAUGGAAAGCCCCUUCCCUCAGGAAAUCGUUUCCAUAUCACUUUUGACUUUGGAUACGUUUCUUUGGAUAUCACUCAUGCAGUCCCUGAGGAUGCUGGAGAAUAUACUGUCCGGGUCACCAAUGCUCUUGGCGAAUGUCAGUCAUCAAUCAAGCUUAAAGUCAAUGCAAAGGGUAGUAUCAUUUCAGAAUCCCAAAGACCAGAAGCUUUGGAGAAAAUCAGUAAGCUUGAGGCUGGAGCUCCCAAGAAGGCUGAUGCUGAUGAACCUCAGACCCGUCAACGGCCAGUUUUCACUCAGCCCUUGCAGAAUAUUGACAAUAUUGCUGAGGGACAGACUGCUCACUUCGAAUGCCGCUUGAUUCCAGUUGGUGAUCCAACACUCAAAGUUGAAUGGUUCCGUAAUGAGAAACCACUUGAAACCAGCUCUCGCAUUGCCAAAACUCAUGACUUUGGUUUUGUUUCACUUGACAUGUCACACGUUCGUGAGGAGGAUGAAGGUGUUUACAUGUGCCGUGCUUCCAACGCUCUUGGUGAGGCAGUGACAACAGCCUCAAUGAAAAUUCGCAGCAAGGCAUCCAUCCAGCUUGAUACCUUGCACCCCGAAGGCAUGAAGAGAGUCCAACAGUUGGAAGAGGGCAAGGGUCCUCAAAGACCAGAUGAACCAGAAAGAGUAUUUGAGAAGCCCAUCUUUACACAGAUGUUGACUGGUCCAUCUGAAUUGUGGGAAGGACAGCAUGCUCACUUUGAGUGCCGUGUAGUACCUGUAGGUGAUCCAAACUUGAGAUUUGAGUGGUAUGUGAAUGGAGUAGAACUGAAGAUGGGCUCCCGUUUCCGAGUCACCCACGAUUUUGGCUUUGUUACUUUGGAUAUUAGUAAGACAGUUCCUGAAGACUCGGGAGUUUAUAUGUGUAAAGCAAUUAAUCUUGCUGGCGAGGCUGUUUCAUCUACAUCUUUGAAGGUGAAAUCUAAAUCCAGCAUUUCCAGAGAUGCUCUUCAACCAGAUGCAUGGCAGAAGAUUCAGCUAAAGGAAGCAGAAAUGAACAAGGUUCCAGAAAUGUUUGUGGAUACAACACCACAACAAGCACCUGUCUUCACGACUCACCUCACAAGCCAGGAUAAACUGGUGGAGGGACAACAUGUCUACUUGGAAGCUCAGGUUGAACCUCGUGCUGAUCCUAAUUUGCGUGUUGAGUGGUUCAAAAAUGGAGAAUCCUUAACAACAGGUUCUCGUAUCCGAAGCACAUUUGAUUUUGGUUUGGUAACUCUUUCAAUUAAUGGGCUGCGUGCUGAUGAUUCUGCAAUCUACACCUGCAAAGCUACUAACUUGCUGGGUGAAGCUGUUUCAACAGCAACAUUGAAGAUUGAUGAUCAACAUUGGCUUUUGAACAAACCUUUGCACCCUGAGGCCAUCCCUCGUAUUGAACAGUUAGAAGCUCCAAAGGCAGCUCGUCCAGAUGCUCCAGAACCUACCUAUGAGCUGCCAGUGUUCAUCACACAUUUGAACAACGUUGAGUGCAAGGAGGGUGACACAGUGCACUUUGAAUGCCAUGUUGAACCAGCUAAAGACCCAACUCUUGGCAUUGAAUGGUUUGUUAAUGGCAAGCCUUUAACACAAGGUGCUCGCUUCAAGUCGACUUAUGACUUUGGCUAUGUAUCUCUUGAUAUUGUUGGAGCAUAUCCUGAGGAUUCAGGAAUUUACACUUGUAAGGCAACAAAUAACAAGGGAAGUGCCACCACUUCAGGCUCUCUUCGGUGCACAGGUAAAUCUAGUAUUUACUUGGACACUCAGCACCCACAAGGAAAACAGGGUCUUGAAGCUGUUGAUGAGGUUGAAGCAGCUGUUCAAGGAAAGGCCUCUCGCAAACCAGACCAACCAGAGCCACAGUUCCCCAAGCCCAUCUGGACUAUCCCAUUGAACCCAGAAUUCCGCUUGGGUGAAAAUGAUAAGCUUCAUCUUGAAGGAACUGUUGAGCCAAAGAAUGAUCCGAACUUAAAGAUUGAAUGGUACUUCAAUGGCAAAGCAUUGGAGCAUGGGUCUCGUUUUAAGAUGACGAAUGACUUUGGUUUUGUUACUCUGGAUUUGGCUGAUGUUUAUGAAAGAGACCAGGGAGUCUACACAUGCAAGGCUUUCAAUCAAGCUGGAGAAGCUUUUACAUCCACCACUAUUUACUGCACAGGCAAAGUAAACCUUAUUGAAGGAACACAGCAUCCCAAAGGUGAGAAGGGCCUGGAACAAAUUCAAAAUCUUGAAGAUGCUCUUAGUCGUGAACCUGGCAGCGUGCCUGAAGCUGAUGGAGGACAGCCUCCUGUUUUCACUUCACAGCUCGACGUACCACCAGAAAUGACAGUUGAGUUCCAGAACUUGAGCAACCUUAGUGAGGGUGAUAUUGCUCACUUUGAGGCUUCUUUAACACCUGUUGGGGAUCAAACUAUGGUUGUUGAGUGGUUCUACAAUGGAAAGCAAAUUGAUGCAAGUCACAGGACUAGAACAGUACAUGCAUUUGGAAUGGUUGUUCUUGAAAUUUUGGGUACCAAAAUUGAGGAUUCUGGCACAUACACAUGCCGUGCAACCAACAAGUGGGGAAAGGCUGAGAUAAGUGUCAAUCUAGAAUGUGUUGAUAAGUCAAAGGGUCAGAAACCUCAGUUUACUACUCAGAUCCAAAGUCAAGACAGUUUGAAGGAAGGUGAUUCUGCUCACUUUGAGUGCACCUUGAUUCCUGUGAAUGAUCCAAACCUUAAAGUGGAAUGGUUCCACAAUGGCCAGCCUCUACGUCAUUCUUCACGAAUCAAAUCUGUAUCAGAUUUUGGUUUUGUUGUGAUGGACAUUGCAUAUGUUCAGAGCCAUGAUACGGGAGAAUAUAUAUGCAAAGCUAGCAAUAAAUAUGGUGAGGAUACCACUCGGGCCACCAUUAAGUGUACUGGUAAAGGUGGUGUGUAUCUGGACAGCCUCCAGCCUGAUGCCCUGGCCCGUAUUAAGGAAUUGGAAAGCCAGCAAGGUCAACAGCCAAGUCAAUCUGCUGCUCCAGCUGACCAGCCACCUAAGUUUAUCACACAGAUAACUGAUGUUGUGAAUCUAAAAGAAGGACAAAGUGCUCACUUUGAAGCAAGACUUACACCAGUCACUGAUCCUAAUCUUGUGGUUGAGUGGUAUUAUAAUGGUAAGAAACUACCCCAUGGACAUCGCUAUCGUACCUUCCAUGACUUUGGCAUUGUGAUCCUGGAUAUUUUGUACUGUUAUGAAGAGAAUUCUGGUCUCUAUGAAUGUCGUGCUUACAACAAAGUUGGUGAGGACAGUACAAAGGCUAAUCUUAAAUGUGUAUCUAAAGCCAAUCUCAUCCUGGAAUCCCAACUGCCUGAGGGUAUGGAAGGAGGCUUGGAGAAAAUUCAAACUCUUGAAGAUUCUCUGGUUCGCACCCGAGAUGAGCAAUCUAGUGAGCUCAAAGGUGUCGCUCCUAUGUUUACUGUGCCUUUGUCCAACAUUGACAACUUACGUGAAGGAGAAAGUUGUCACUUUGAGGCCAGAUUGACACCUACAAAUGACCCAAAACUAAAAGUGGAAUGGUUCUGGAACGGCAAACCUUUAAAGACAGGCUCUCGUUUCCGCACUUUCUGUGACUUUGGUUUUGUUAUUUUGGAGAUUUCUCCUGUAUAUCCCGAAGAUUCUGGAGAAUACUCUUGCCGCGCAUUCAAUGAUUAUGGUGAAGCUGUAACAACUGCAACAAUGAAAAUACAAGGCAAACGAAGCAUUAUUAUGGAGUCCCAGCUUCCACAAGGAAUGGAAGGUACAAUUGACAAAAUUGCUGAACUGGAGGGUCUUGGUCAGCCUCGUGGACCCACUGAGGUUGAAGAUGACACAGGCAAACCUCCUGAAUUUGUCACCAGUCCAACGGAUCAGUCUCUGGCUGAGAACUCUUUAGCACACUUUGAAUGCCGUCUCAUACCAGUUAAUGAUCCCUCCAUGCGAGUUGAAUGGUUCCACAAUGGCAAAGCUUUAUGGGCCGGUUCUCGCAUCAAAACUAUCAAUGACUUCGGUUUUGUUAUCCUUGAGGUGGCAGGAAUCUAUGUGCGAGAUGCUGGACUUUACACUUGCAAGGCAACAAACAAACAUGGAGAAGCAACUGUAUCAUGCAAAUUACAAGUCCGAGGUCGUCAAGGCAUUGUUCUGGAGCCUCAACUGCCAUCCCACUUCAAGACAGGAACAGAAAGCCUCCAAAAGCUUGAAGAACAACUUUACAAAAAAGAUGAAAUCAUGGCUGAGGAUGAAAAGCCUAAUCCUCCCAGGUUUAUUGUUGAACUUAAGGAUCAAUUGGAUCUUGAAGAGGGUCAGCCAGCCCACUUUGACUGCAGAGUAGAACCAGCAAGUGAUCCUACUAUGCGCAUUGAUUGGUUUUGGAAUGGCCGUCCAUUUGCCACUGGAUCUCGUGUCCAUCAACUGAAUGACUUUGGUUUCAUUGUUAUGGACUUGAUGCACACCUAUGCACGAGACUCAGGAGAGUUCAUGUGCCGUGCUACGAAUAAAUGGGGAACUGCAACAACAAAGGCCACUCUUCAAUGUAGAUCAAGGAAAACAAUUGACUUUGAUUCACAGCUUCCUCAAGGUAUGAGUGGAGAAAAGCUGAAAGCACUUGAAAGGGGUCCUAUACCUACAGCAGCUCCUCCCGAGGAACCAGCAGCACAACCACCUAAAUUCAUCACUCAGAUUGAGUCAGCCAUUGUCGAAGAAAGUGAGUCUGUUCACUUUGAAUGUCGUGUUGAGCCCAAAAAUGAUCCCAAACUCAGAAUUGAGUGGUACCGCAAAGGAAAGCCUUUGCCAUCUGGUCACCGCUACCGCAGCACAUACGACAUGGGCUUUGUGUCUCUUGAUAUCCUCAAUGUGUACAAUGAGGAUGAAGGAGAGUAUGUUUGCCGUGCUGUCAAUGAAGUUGGUGAAGACUUCACAAAAGCCACUGUUUCCUGCAAGAAAUUACCCACAAUCGUUCUGCAUAAUCAAGUACCUAAGGGCAUGCUGAAAUCUGAGCAGCUCAUGCAAAUGGAGGCAGCUAUCAAGAAGUACACCUCUGAGGUUCACCUUACUGAAGAUGAUCUUUUUGAUCCAGAUCGCAAACAGCCACCUCGCUUUGUUACCCAAAUUCAAACCCAAAUGGACUUAGUUGAGAUGCAAAAUACCAAAUUUGAAUGUCAACUUGCUCCCGUAGGGGAUCCAAACAUGAAAGUGGAAUGGUUCUUCAAUGGAAAACCUUUACCUCACAAGAAUCGCUUUACACCCAUUUAUGACUUUGGGUAUGUGGCUAUGAACUUUGGCUGGGUUUAUCCUGAGGACAGUGGCGAAUAUCUUUGCCGUGCCACUAAUCUCUAUGGCAUGGAUGAAACUCGUGCAAUUAUUAAGACAGCUGGUAAACCAGGAAUCAUUUAUGAGUCUCAACUGCCAAAGGGCAUGAAGAGUAUUGAACGUAUUAGAGAAAUGGAAGCAGCUUGGCAAGUUGCACCAGAAUCCUUGGAAGAAGAUGAAAAAGCAAGGGAGGCUCCUGUGUUUGUCACCAAACCAGAGCCUUUCACUGUGCAGGAGGGCGAGUGUGCACGUUACUGUUGCCGUGUAACUGGUUUCCCAAGACCCAGGGUGAUGUGGCUGGUUAAUGGACACACAGUGGUUAAUGGCUCUCGCUACAAAUUGACCUAUGAUGGAAUGUGGCAUUUGGAUAUUCCGAAGACUCGUCAGUACGAUAACGGCACUGUUGAGGUCAUUGCUAGAAACUCAGUUGGAGAAGCCCGAGUCAGCACUGAGCUGAUAGUGAAGGCCCGUGGUGAUGAUUAUCGCAGUGUUCUCAAGAAUUCUCCUCGUCCUUGGUACGAUGCUGAUCUUGAGCAGUACCAGAAGGAACGUCAGGACACAGAGCUGGAGUCUUUCUUCCAGGAGAGACAAGUUCAAAAGUCUCAACAAGGUGAGAUUCAAUUUGAGCCAAGGAACAAACAACCAUCAAAAGAACCUGAACUUGAGUGGCAACGCACUGCCAAAGAAAAGCGUGGUGAAGAGUAUUACAGCAAACUUCGAGAGCUUGAGGAGGAGCAAAUGCUCAAGGAGUCUCAUCUACGUGAAAAGUCUCAUCAAUUUGCUAUUCCCGGGGAUAAGGUAGUUUCCAAGUCCCUUGCAAAGGGCAUGGCACAAAGUUAUGAAACCAACUUAGGAGACAAACCAAAGGAUGAGAAACCUGACUGGGUCAAACAAGCUAAACUGAAGCAAAGGUCAGCUGCUCAGACUCUUGAGUCUCAGCAAUUAGAGCAAACUCAGCGCAAGAUUGUUCAACCCUCUUGGGUCGAGCAGGCAAAGGCAAAGCACAAGGCUACACUCCAGCACCUUGAGCAGCAGCAGCUGCAGCAGCAACAGCAGAGGCAGGAGAAAUCUGAGCAACAAACUGUUCAGGAAACCAAGGAGGAAACUCAGAAGCAAACUCAGCAGCAGAAAACUGUGCAAAAGAAGGGUGUUCCUCCUGAAGGAGAAAGCAGUGUUCAUGGACGAGAGGUCCAUGUCGCCAAGCAGAAGCAAACCCAAAAAGAGGUUGUUGGUGACACUGAGAUCACAAGAAAGAUCACUGCUACAGAGACUACUGAGGUUGAGCACAAAGGCAAGACUCAUGAAAGAGUUGUUCAAGGUCAAGUGAAACCAGCGAAACCUCCGGUGUUUACGAAAAAAAUACAACCAUGUAGAGCAUUUGAGCAAGAACAAGCUCGCUUUGAAGUUGAGUUUGAUGGUGAUCCACUUCCAACCAUUCAGUGGUUCCGAGAGGAUUUCCCCAUUCAGAGUUCCCCUGAUUUCCAAAUUACCACCUUUGGUAGAAAAUCAAUAUUGGUUGUGAGACAGGUGUUCAUGGAAGACUCUGGCGUUUUCGCCGCGAUUGCGGAGAACCGCGGGGGGAAGGCCAAAUGCAGUGCCAAUCUGGUCGUGGAGGAACGCCGUCGGCCGGGCCGUGGGGGUGUCAUCCCUCCAAGCUUCGUGUCCACAGUCCAGGACGUGACCGUCAAGGCUGGUAGCUUGGCACGCUUCGACGCCAAAAUCACCGGCACUAAGCCCUUAGAUGUCCACUGGCUCAAGAACGGGUCCAAGGUCGUCCCCGAUAUCCGUUACAAGACCGUCGAGGAAGACAAUUUGCACACACUGCUGAUCCUUGAGGCGACUCCCCAGGACAGCGGCCGCUACGAAUGCGUCGCUAUCAACGGCGCCGGAGAGGCUCGCUGUGACGCAGAGUGCUUCGUGCAGCCGGCGGGCAAGGCACCGGCCCAGCCUGGGAAGCAGGCUCCGUCCGACCAGAGCGGCAAGCCCAAGGUGGUCAAACCGUUGACGGACCAAACUGUGCGGGAGGGACAGCCUGUGGAGUUCUCAUGCAAAAUCACUGGCCCAUCUCCAGAUCAAAUGCUAGACCACAACUGGUACAAAGGCAACAAGAUUAUCAAGCCUUCCAGAUACUUCCAAAUGAAUCUUAACAGCUCUGGAACUUACACACUCAAAAUUUCUGAAGCUUUCCCUGAAGAUGAAGGCGAAUACAAGUGUGAAGUGAAAACACCAGCUGGCACCGUGUCAACAUCAGCCAAGCUACGAGUACAAGCUCCAGAGACUCAGGAAGUAGCUCCAAAAUUGACGCCCAUGAAAGAUGUCAUAGUUCCUGAAGGAAGUCCUGCUCAAUUCAAAACUCAAGUCACCGGGAAGCCCCAACCAACUGUUCAGUGGUAUAGAGAAGGAGCUCUUAUCCCUCAGUCUGCUGACUUCCAGAUGAUUCAUGAAGGAAACUAUGCUGUACUUCUCAUUUCUACUACUUAUGAAGAAGAUUCAGGCAAAUUUACUUGUCGUGCUACUAAUGCUGCAGGGCAGACCGAGACUUCUGCUAAGCUGCUCGUCAAAAGACGCCCGGGACUUGCACACAGUGUGCCCAUCCACGAGCAGCAGGCGCCGGGUGCGGCGCCAACCAAAGGCUUCCCCGGUGGAUCGCAGCAAGGGCCGGGCGCUCCGGGUGCUUUCGAUGGUUCAGGUGGACCACAGGCACCUCAACCAGGAGGCCCCCAGCAGGGCUUUCAGCAGUUGACGGGAUGGGCAGGGCCUCAGCCGUUCUUCACCCCACAGCAGGGCUUUCCGCCCCGACUGCCUCAGCAAGGUUUUGUGGCGCCGCAGCAGCGCUUUAUGAUGCCCCAGCAACAACCGGGAUUGCCUCAACAGUUUGUUCCUCCGCAGCCAGGUGUCUAUGAGCAGGAUGCUCAGGGACCUCAAGUUGCGUACGCAAGAACGUUUAUCCCCCACAAGAACCUGCCGAGGCCAGGCUUUGCCACACCGCAACAGGUAUCACAGCCCGGCUUUAUAGGGCCUCAGUCUACGCCUCAAAUGGGCCAAAUGCCAACUCCUUUUGGAGCACAGCUACCGUUUGUGACCCCUCUGGAGCAGACCAUGCCAUCGACCUUUUCGCGGGCAGAUAGCAUUCAACAACCUCUUCAGUCGCGUCCAGGUGCUAUUCAGCCGCAACCAUUGAUAGGCGGCCAACAACCACUUCAGUCGUAUCCGGCUUCGAUUCAGCCGCAACCGACCAAAGUGGCUUCAGUUACUCCCCAUGUAUCGCCGAGCGCAUAUAAGCCGCAUGAGCAGAGUUUGCUGGCACCGGAAAGUACUAAUGGAGAGACUUUACCCUGGCGCAGGCCUCGCUCUUCGAGCGUCCAGGUACCCAGAAAGCCACCAUCCCCAUGGGCUCCAGCGAGCCGCGAUAGGUCAUUGGAUAGUCAGCCAGCAGCAGAUGAAAAAGCAGCUCAGCCGUGGACGAAACAAAACCUCAAGCUUAAGAAAGCACCACGUCCCAAGAAAUCGUUUGAAAAGGAGGAGCUGGGACCCAUCAAGCUGAAACCAUCAAAGAUACAGAAGAGACCUAUCCCAAGAGAAGAAUUAGAGCAAGUGGACUUAAAGCCAGGCCAACGAGCCCAAAAGAAGUCUCCAGAAAAAGAAGGCAUUCAACUGAAACCAAUUCCCGCCCGCGAUGGAAAACCAGACGCUCCAGAAGAAUCCCAAUUGAAACCCAGCAAGCGCCAAUCGCGCCCGCGCACUCGUCCUGGAGAUGAAAGGAAAUCGCCAAUCUGCCAACAGGAACUUUCAAAGCAGGUUCCUGAACCGGAAUAUAGCACGGUUGAAGACGAUGACCAUUCUGUUGAUCGAUCUCUCGAUGGCUCUCUUGACAGGUCCAUAGAUGAGUCUCUAGACGACGACUUUUGGAAACCCAAAGUUGCACCAUGGAGUAGUGAGCCAGUUGUUCUUAAAAAGACACAGAGGAAACGGAAAGUUUUCAAAAAAGAAGAGUUGGAGGAGAUACACUUAAAACCCGCCAAAAUUGAGAAGAGACGUUUGUCGAAACCAGAACUAGAACACGUUGACCUCAAACCGGUACCACAGGAGCAAAUGGGAAUUUUAUCGUGGACAGAGGAAGAGGAGGCAUCUCUUCUAAAGAUUGAUCGUCAAGAAAUUGAAAACUACAAACAACGACCAAGGUCACGAUCAAGAGACUUACUAUCCGAAGGCUCGGAGGCUUCAGAUAUAAAAUCUGUGAGUGAGCCCAUUCCGUGGUCCCACGAAUCACUCCAUCUCAAAAAAGCACCAAAGUUACCGAAAAAAGAGUUCCCUAAAGAAACAUUAGAAGAGGUCCAAUUAAAACCUGCAGUUAUUGAAAGAAGACAAAUGACUCGCGAAGAAUUAGAACGCGUUGAGUUACAACACGUUGAAAAAGAUGGAAUUGGCUCAUGGGCAGAGGAAGAUGACUCGUCGAUGUUGAAAUUGGAUAUGGAAGAGAUAGAAAUGUAUAAGAGACGUCCACGUUCUAGGUCUCGUGAUUUAUUAGACGAAACUUCGGAGGCGGACGACACAAGUAUGUCUUUAGAUCUAUCGCUGGAAGAUCUUCUUGAUAACAGGAAAGGUCCUAUUCCCUGGACAGAGGAACCCAUUCAACUUAAAAGAACCCCUAGAGAACACAAAGAAAUCGCUAAGGAGACUCUAGAACAGGUGCACUUAAAACCUUCGAAGAUUGAAAGAAAGGAAAUAACGAAAGAACAAUUAGAGCACGUUGAUCUAAAACCAGCUGAGAAAAUAGUAAAAGAAGUACCAAAACCGGAACAGGUAGUACUAAAGCCUAUUCCUAAGCCCUCCAGAGACACAAAUGUAGAUCGGCAAACGUUGCAACCUUUUUCAGAAACAGAGGACGCGUCCCUUUUGUCACUUGAUCGCAAGGUUGAUGUGGUGGAAAUGAAAAAGCCUCGACCAGAUUUUCUCGAAAUGUUAAAUGUGCAGGACUCAGAGCACACCGAUGUUCCAUUUUUCUGGAAAAGAGGUGGUCGAGUUCCUGAUAUAGUUGAAGUGCCUCAGGCACGCGGAGAAGAUAGUACUGUAAGAGAACUUGAACGCACCAUACGUCGGCUUAAGGAGGAGGAAAGCAAGGAAUUGUAUGUCGAGACUGAAGACUCGUCGAAGGUGACUCUAGGUGGGUCCUCCGUAGAGCACAAAAAACCCAAGCGUCAACUGCCACAAGAAGAAAAGCAGCCACAAGUCGUACCUUGGACUCAAGAAUCAAUUCAACUGAAAAAGGCUCCUCGAGAAAAACGCGAAAUCCCUAAAGAAACUCUUGGAGAGGUGUCACUGAAGCCAGUUCAAAUCGAGUCACGAGCUAUUAUGAAAGAGAGCGUUGAAACAGUUUCUCUGAAACCAAUUCCUAAAGAUGUUUUAGAACAAGAAAAACCUCAGAAAGUAACACUAAAAGAAAUUGAUCGAGCCGAACAAUCUAUUCUAGGUUUUGCAGAGACAGAUGACUCAAAUCUCCUGACAUAUGAGAAGCGCGAAGAAAUAGACCAGAGCAAACAGAAAGAGGAAACGGGCGUAAUGUGGGAAAGAGGGACAAGAAAGAAAACGAAGCAUAUUGUGUCAGAGGUGGAGGACUCGUCUCUGCUCCAGGUAGAAAAAGAAGAAACUAGUUCCAAGGAAUCGAAGGAAGUCGCCGUUAUGUGGCAGAGAGGUAAGAGGAAAAACACAGUUGAAAAAGUGACGGAAACUGACGAUACAUCAAUUUUGUCUAUUAACAAGAGGGAAGAUACGGAACAAAAGCAGCCUGAUGAAGUACCGGUUAUGUGGCAAAGAGGAAAGAAGAAGGAUACCACAGAGAAGCUAACAGAGACUGAUGAUUCCACAUUGCUUUCUUUAGAUAAAAGAGAAGAAUUGGCAACGAAGCAACCCGAUGAAGUCGCUGUUAUGUGGCAACGUGGUAAGAAAAAAACGGACGCUGUAAAAGAGCCUUACCAAGAAGUAGAAGAUGCCCAGCUCAUUGGAGUGGUCAAAACCGUAGAUGAGGAGAAACAACCAAUAAAACCACGGUCUGUUCCGGAACAUCCACAAGAGGCCAUACCAUGGAAUCAACAACCCAUGCAACUUAAAAAGACAACGCGAGAGGUCAAAGACGUGCGAAAGGAAACUGUCGAGGCAAUAGUCCUAAAGCCUUCAAAACCAUUAAGGAGGGAAAUUCCGAAAGAAGAGAUAGAGCACGUUGACUUACUGCCAAUUCAGCGUCAGCCUACAGAAGACAAUGUCCCGGAAAAUGUCCAGCUUAAACCAAUAGUUAAAGACGAGGUGCUUGUGGAAACCAUUAAAAGCGCAGAUAUAGAUCGCAAGGUAUCGGCGAAAGCCAGAGUAGCGCCGUAUUCAGAAGUUGAAGAUAAAACUCAAUUGACCGUAAGUCAGAAUGAAGACAUCGCUUCAAAACAAGAGGAACAGCCUGUCGCCUGGAGGAGAGGCAAAAUUCCAGCUGAAAAUCAGCCUAGUGAAAUUCAACACAUGACCGAAGUUGAAGAUGCAACGCGUUUGGCUAUUUCUGAGACGGAAGAAGAACUGAAAGUAUCUGAAGUUCCAGUGAUGUGGGAGAGGGGUAAAAAGAAAAAACCUGUGGAAAUCCCUCGAUCUGAAGUCGAGGACAUCACCAUUUUAAAGGUAGACGAAGUAGAAGAGAAGGAAAGUAAUCGCAAGCCACGCGCACAAAUUCCGUCUACGGAUUCUAAAGAAGUCCCAUGGAACAAAGAGGAAAUCAGACUGAAACGAACGCCCAAACAGCGAACCAAUGAGUCUAUUGCGUCGGUUGAAGAGGUUCAAUUAAAACCCACCAGGAAGCAGGUUGCUCCCGAAGAUAGCAAGUCUGACACCCCUGUAGAAAAGCCUGAGAAGUUUUCAGAGGUGGUGGAUAUUCAACCAUUAGUUCCAGACUCGCCACAAGAAAAAAAGACACGAGUUAGGAAAGAACGUCCCAAAGAAGAAAGCACAGAUGUGCCUUGGACGCAGGAAGGUGUUAUUUUAAAACGAACGCCCAAACAACCGAAGGAGUCUCCACAAGAGAAGAUAGAGGAAGUUCAGCUAAAACCUGUAACCUCACAUGCAGAGAAAACAGAAACGGGUUCUCCUCUGGUCCCCGAAACUGGCACACACAUGAAAACCAUCGAGAGUAAGUCUCCGAUUGACCUACCAACUCCCGAAACGCCUGGUCCCUCUUGGCAAAGAGCACCAAAGGUACAGAAACCGAAAGAAAUUGCCGAUGAUGUCGAGAUAAAGCGUGCUCCUCGACGACCCAAAGAGCCAGAAGAGGAAAAGCCUGAAGUGCAGUUGAAACCAAUAAAACAAAGACCUAAGGAAGUUGCAGAGCAGCCGGAAAUAACGCUCAAACCAUGGGGGAAAAGGAAAGAAGACACCCCACAUACCCCUACGUCACAGCCAGACGUCAGUGUACCGCACGUUGACCAAGUAAAGCUUAAACCAGUGAAACGAAAGCCUUCUAUAGAACAGCCCUCUGAAGUGCCACUUGAAGAAGAGACUCAGCCAGAACUUCCAAGAAAUGAAGCUCCAAAACCUGAUAUGCAAGAGAUCCAAACAACUUCAGCGCGGCAUGUCACCCAACCACAAGAAGUACUCAGUCAGGAAGAGGUUCAAUUAAAGCGUACUCCGAAACAAAGGCCUAAACCAGAAGAAGAAAAAGAGGUGGUUCAGUUAAAGCCCGUCCGGCGAGAUGUGAAGGAUGAAGAGGUUAAAGACACCGUUGAACUAAAACCAAUUACUAAGAAACCGAGUAGAAAACCAUCAGACGAUCAAACCCUGACUCCAGUUGAAAAGCUUGCGAUCGUAGAAAAUAAAAGCGAAUCUGUUAAACAAAAGCCCACGAAGCGGGUCACCAUUAAAGAACCCGCCGAAGAAAUCAAAGAGUUUGAAGAUGUUCCAGAACUUUUAGAGCAGACGCAGGAGACUCCCCAAGAACCGGUUCCUGUUGCAGAGGAAAAACCACUGAGGAAACCGAGGCGAAUUCUACCGAAAGAAGAACAAAAACCAGAACAGGUUACCUUAAAACCCGUGAAAAGAGGACCGAAGCCGAAAGAGCCGGAGCCUGAAGAAGUGCUACUCAAACCUAUCCCUAAACUUUCUCCUGGUGGAAAACCAAACGAGCAGUCCGAAUUAAAAUCAAUUUCAGUCGAACGAACUACUGUUGACAAACCAGAGGAAAUUACUGAAGAUGUUGAGAUAAAACGAGCCCCUCGACGACCAAGAGAGCCAGAAGAGGAAAAGUCUGAAGUGCAGUUAAAACCUGUAGAACAGGUACCUAAAGAAGCCGAAGAACAACCGGAAGUACGCCCUAAGCCUCAACCCAAGGCCCCUCUGCUUCCUGAAGAGACCAAAGAUAACACAAAACCUUCGUGGCUCAGAAAACGCAUAAGAAUACCAAAACCUGUGCCUGGGCGUCCGGAGGAUGAAGAUCAACCUACAGAACAUAAGCCAGAACUUGUUCCAGAACAGCUCAGAGAAGAGCUCGCAGAAGAAGUUCGAGGAGAAGUGCGUUCAGAAACUGUGAUUACUCUGACUAAUCGCGAGAUGCCAGUAAGUAAAAAGUCUUUGGUUCCUGAAGAGAUACAAGACAAGGAGGAGCAACCAAUAUGGCAAAAACAGAUGACAGUAGAGACUCAGUCACGUCGUGUUACUCGCCGCGCUGGCCAAUUUAUUCAAGACGAAACGCCAUUGCGCGACUUGGAAAUAGUCACAGCUAAACGAGGUGUGGAAAAGCUGCCAGAAGAGCCCGUCGUGGAGGAAGAAGUGCGUGAAGAUCGCACAGCUGUGCGCCGCUCGAUCGUGCAGCGCUCAACGGCCGAAAUCCUCGCCCCACAGAAAACUAAACCACCGAAGUUCACUAAACGUCUAGAGCCAGUGGCCGCAGCCCCUGAUAGUCCGUGUAGGUUCACAUGCCAAGUAGAAGGUGUUCCAUUCCCAGAUUUGACAUGGUUGUACAACGGAAAAGAACUGCGUGCAUCUGAGCUUGUCUCUAUGACUGUUGUUGAGAACGUUGUCACGCUGGAAAUAGUCAAAACGUUGCCCCAGCACGUUGGUGUAUACUCAUGCAAGGCAACAAACCCAGCUGGAGUAGCAAUGUCGACAGCCAACCUUGUGAUCUUAGAGAAAGAAGAAUCAGGAGUCGCACCCCAGUUUUCCCAGCCUCUUAAACCGCAAGUAGUAAAACCUCGAGAAACUGCUACGCUACGUUGCCUUGUGAAAGGUGAACCUGCACCGAUAGUGAGGUGGUAUCGAGGCGAUACCGAAGUAAAAACAGACAGUUUGCGCCGGUUAAGCUACGACCAAGUUACUGGAACCGCUACAAUGACCAUCUUGGAGCCAACUCCUCAAGAUGAAGUAAUUUAUAGAGUUGUUGCCACUAACAAGUUUGGUCGAGCCGAAUGCCGAGCCAAUUUAAUCCUUGGAGAGCAGGUUUCUGUUUCAAAGCCCGAAAUUCUCCAUGCCCCACGCAUUGUCGAACCCCUUAAAGCCAUUUUGGCAGUGAAAGGGCAGCCAGUGGUGCUGGCUGCAGGGUUUCAGGGAACACCUCAACCGGAGGUACGCUGGUAUCGGAACGGGAAAGAAAUUGUUCCAUUAGCAGAGAAGGACAAAGAAAUAGUAACGGAGGCCUUCCGGACAGAGCUACGCAUUCCUGCUAUCACAAAACAACACAGUGGAAAGUACGAGGUUCGUGCGAUGAACACUGCUGGAGAAGCCAGGACCUCGGGCUCUGUGGCAGUUCGAGAGCACGACGCUGACGACUUAAAAGAUGCUAGAGCUCCUCGAUUUAUUGAACCCCUUGAACCACAGAUAGUUGCGGAAGGAGAAUGUGUGGUGUUAGAGGCUCGUGUUGAUUCGUUUCCAACCUGCUCAUUCCAAUGGUUUUUACAUUCGGUACCAGUAAAAUCUUCUCCCGAGCUUCGUGUUGUUACGGAGGAAAACCGGUCGGUGCUUGUUGUUCGUGAAGUACUACCGGAACAUGCUGGAGAUUACACGUGUAGAGCUGAAAAUGCUGUUGGCUCUGUGACGUCAACGGCAACGCUGAGUGUUGUGCCUGAAAUGCAAUGGGAAACCACCGCUGAACUGGAAAUCAUGUCCCCACAGUUCGUUAAACCUGUCUCAAGCGUAAAAGUAAUGGACGGAGAAAAGGUUACUUUCACAUGUCAGGUGGUCGGAAAACCAACUCCCCGAGUUACCUGGCGACACAAUGGCCAACCCAUAAAAGAGGCCAAAGACGUGACUAUAUAUCAAGACCAGGAAGGCCUUUGUAAACUAGCGAUAUCGGAAGUAUUUCCGGAAGACGCUGGAUUAUACACUUGUGAAGCUUUGAAUCGAGUCGGUGAAGCUGUAUGUUCUGCAUCGCUUAUUGUUGAAGCUUAUGAGUACGUCCCUGAUUCGGAAAUAGCCUCCGUGGCAGUUGACACUAACCUGGCCACAGCGAAAAGCGUUUCAGAGGAAGAUUUACUCGAAAAGGAAAGCUUGUCUUCACUCGAAGAUCAAGAAAUGCAAGCUGCACAUUUUGUAACACCACUAGUUCACACUACGCCAAGUAGAGAAGGAGAGCUGGUUCGGCUUGAAGUGAAAGCCGGGGGAAAUCCGCGACCCUCUGUGCGAUGGUACAAACAAGGCAAUGAGAUACACCCAAACAAGGACUUUCAAGUUGAGAACUAUGAAGAUGGGACAUCCGUGCUUACUAUAAUGGAAGUAUUCCCGGACGAUGUCGGGGAAAUAUCUUGUGAAGUCCAAAAUGAGCUUGGCGUAGAUCAGACCGUUACCGAAUUAGAAGUUCACGGUAUCUUGGGCACGAAGGAGUAUCGGAAGCCUGAAUGGGUAACGCAAAUGGAGGAAUUGAAGGAUGCGCUUAAAGCUGUGCAGGCAGUUCCGAGUAUCGAGGUGGAAAUUAGAGAUGCCUACGUAGAGGAGCUUGAUACCGUCGUGUUCGAGUGCGUUUACUCUGGAACACCAAAACCAGAUAUUAUUUGGUACCAUGACGAUCAAAUCGUUCGUAACACAGAGAAGGUGAGAAUUACUAUCGAGGAGAGCAAGACGACGUGUACAGUAAAAUGUACAUCUCCCGAAGAUGCUGGUAUAUACGUCUGCAAAGCCACUAGUGAUAUUGGCAUGGCAAUAACAAAGGCUAAACUCAGCGUCACAGAAAUACCCGAAGAAAGAAAGGAGGAGAAAAUUUUAAAAAUAGCCCAAGAAGAGGAAGAGAAAGUAAAGCUGGAAAAAGUGAAACUCGAUAAAAAGCGGGAGAAAAAGAAAAGGCGACCACGGUGGGGACUCACCGAUGAAAGAGAUCAUGCGUCUGUUGAGCAAGUUCAGACUUUGGAAUCUGCAAGCCAGUUUACGGAAACUGUUGAUUCUAAAUUUGCCCAGAGACGGCAAUCCAUUCAAGAUUCUGUUGCUGUGUCAGCAGUGGCCUCCUGUAAAAAAGUAGAUGAUUCGCAACGCGUGGAAAAACCAAAGGAUAAGGCGCAACAGGUCCUCUCUCCUCAGGAGGGUCUUGCUGUGAGUGAGACACAGCCAGCACAUGAGGCAGUUGACUUACUCGAAGACAAGAAACCAAAGAUACGGAAAGCAAAACCGUCUGAGGCAGAAGGUCUCAAGGAUGCCAAAGUAACAGUCGUGAAAGUGCAAGAAAUUAUUAAGAAGCACAGAGUAAUGAUGGCGAAAGAGGUUAAUGACAUUAUGGAGUUGAUGAAUGUUCGAGAGUUUGGUCCUGGUGAAUCACCACUUCGCGAACUUGCUCAAAUCGGAUUUCUUGUUCGCCAUGGAGUGACAGUGAGUGACAUUACGUCGGUAUACCACGAAACAGACGAAUUUCCUGCUUUGCGUACUCCUUCGGCACAAUCGGCGCUUGUCUCACUAGUGGAGCGUGAAGGACAUGGUACUUUGAUAUCACAAGUUUUGACUGAAGAAACAACGGCGGACGAAACCACUGUCGCAAAAACUGUAGGCUUUAGAGCCUUUAUGCGUAUGAUACAGCUUCGUCAUGUAACCGUUGAAGAGGUUCUCACACAUUUCAGCCCUGAAGACUUCCACAUGCCUGUUUGGGAAACGUCAGAGGCAACCAAGGUGGAGACUUCGAAGCUAAGCACCGUGAGUGUUUCGCGCCGCACCGAAGUCUUGACUGACGAGAAAGUGGUGAUGAAAAAACGGUCUACGCACGUCGAGGAUGAAAGAGAAGAAACCCUCGAAGAAAUGGAGACGCAAACCGGAAUGGCAACAAAAGAACACACGCCACACGCUAGGGACGAAGGCGUCACAAUCUCGGAGCUGCAUGAAGAUGAUUACAAUAUAGCAGAAACGGACACGGCCAUUGUGACUCAACCAGACGAUGACUACAAGCAUGCAGAAGAGUUGGAUGUUCCAUCACAAAAAACAAUUGAAAAGGGCACCAAAAAGAAAAAAGUAGUUAAAAAGUUAACUACGGAAAAAACUGAUGAGGAAAUUGAAGUAAACAUUGAAGUUAUUAAAGGUGGUGUAAGAAAAGUUGUCAAAACUAUCCGCGCUCAAAUGCCAGAUGAAUCGGAUGAAUACAUUAAUGAAGACUUUACUGGUACGCUUCAAGAAGAAACAGAAGCGGUACUGAAAGGACUACCAUUGUAUUCAACAUCUGCAAUGGCAAUUACUAUGCCUUCAGAAACGCCGACGGAAAUAGGGGAUGAGCUGGCUGUGCCUCAAGACAAAGUUAAAGUAAGCCUUCUUACGCAUUCUGCAGUCGCUGGACAGAUAGUCAAGUGCGAAGAACGCGAAACCGACAAUGAUUACGUAACUACACUUUCUGUUCGGGCCGCGCAAAACCAAGAACCGCUGGAACCCGUCUCAGUGACACAACCUCAGGUUCAAGUGACACCAGGUGAAUUUGACGAGGUAUUUAAACCCCAGUCUUAUUCAGCAAGUAAAACAUUUGUUCAGAGCGAAGGUAUAGUCGUUAGUGUAACAGAGGCGGGCCAAUCAACGUCAGCUGCUAACGAAAUUGUUCUCGACAAACAAUCAGCAGCCAUGUCCCUUAUACCCCAAGAAGCCACAACGGUUACUGAAGUACAAACUUCUGAUAAGGAAAAGUCAUUUGAUUCUGGAAAGUCUCCUAUACAACUCAAAGCUGAGAAGAAGUUUGGUGUAAACGAAAGUGUUUCUGUUCUCGUGGUUGAUGACAAUAUUAAGGAAGAAACUUUGGACAGUCGUGCAACUCCAGGAGUUAAACCCAAAAUUGGGAUCCCGUCUAAUGAACCACUCAUUGUCAGUGAAGUAUUUUUGGAAACCAGGCCUGAAAAGUACGUCCCAGAAGUUAUUGUGCCAACUGAAACCGCGACAAAGAGCGUGAUAGCGCAGCAGUCUGUGACGACAGACGUACUUCAGGCGCCUGAAACUGAGGGUUUGUUUGUGCCAGGACGUCUGCCCCCGUCACAACAAGCCUCUCAGUGGGUCACUCCGAUUGAAACAGCUGUUGUUACAACUCCAGGCGUGGAAGAAAAAGAAAGUAAUUUGGAUAUUUUGCGCACUCCUGAAAAGAUUAAAGCGAUCGAAAGUUUGGCUACAGUAGAAAGCGUACUUGUCAGUUCGACUCUGUCCCAAGAUUCUGAAACACUGCUAAAUGUCGACGCUAUAGAGAAAAGGGUGGUCGACAUUGACGUUCUAUUACAAGAGUCAGUCUUGACAUCGCUUACUACUACCGCUGAGAAAGAAGGCACACUCUCUGAGGAAACACUGCCGAACAUGAAGCACGCUACUGCAAGUGUAAGUUGCCUUGAACUUUCAGGGGUGACUCUACCUGUCGGUCUGGAGUCCGAAGGAGAUCUUGUAGUGCCUAAGGGCCCAUUAAAAGCAGUGGCAGAAACUUCUGUUCGAGAAGAAGAAUCUCUUGGUGUUACAGUGGUGCAAACAAGUGACGUCCCAUCAGAAUUUUCUGACGUUCUGAAAUAUAGAACAGACGAGGCGGCUACAGUUGUUGCACUAACAGAAGCAGCAGAGGUUUGGGAGGUGCAACUUCACGAUAAGGAACAGCCACUGAAAACGAAAGAGCCGCUAGCUCCGGCCCUAGGCACUCCAGGAUACAGACAUCAAUUUGGAGUUUCUAUUUUUGAGGCACAAAGUGGUGACAAAGAAGAACCUCUUAGAGUGUAUGACCUUCCGGAAGCACACAAAGGAAAACUCACGGCUUCGCAACUUGCUAGCUCUUUACAAAUUGAGGAAAUUAGCCCGGAAGCUAAAACAGGUGAGCUUCUUGCGGAUACACCAAAAACUGAGAAAGCUCAUACUGAAACGGAUACUCUUUCCGAAACUGUCGUUCAAGAAAUCGUCGUUAGCGAAGGCAUUUUGCCUCAAGAAACACCGGUUGUGAUAAGUAAGCUGGCAGAUGUCCUUGUAACCGGGAGGGAAGCUGUGACUAAAACUGAAGUUUUCUCCGAAGAUAAAGAAGCUCCAAUAGAGCUGGCUGAAAAACCGAAAGAAUGCUUUGCUUCAGCAGAUAUCUGUGGACAAACACUACCGAUAACAUCCGAGGUGCUGCUGCAGGAUGUCGCGCAUGAUUUUAACGAAGACAUGCCUCAAACUGGAAGCGCGAAACAACAACAUUCCACUGUUGAGGGCGUUGUCGUGUGUCAGUCAGAUUUGGCUGAAAAAGAAGGUGACUUCCCUAAACUUGCUAUGCCUGAUUCAAAAAUUGCAUUGAUUCAGUUUCCAGACGAAGUAUCCGGGCUAUCUGUCAUGGACAUUCAACCUCACGAGACUGAGUCCACCCUCGUGCCAGAUGACCGCCCAAAGCCCAUCUUUGCUGAAGCGUCUGUGCCUGCAAGGGAGAUAGCUAUUCAAAGUGUUGUAAUGCCUCAAAAUAUGACGGAUGAGCUGUCCUCGCCAUCACCGGUAUCCAGCCGAGCGAAGACAGAACAGGAGCCAUUUAGUGGUCUCGUAGUUACGGAAACUGCUGUGGGCGAAGGCGAGCGCGAGCUUCCUUCGCACAAACAACCGGGUUCCCAUACGGCAAGCGUCGUUGUUGGUACCAUGGAAAGCUUUUCUUUGGCGGAGGUAGAAACCGAAACGAAGGAAGACCGAUUUGAAUCCCCUGCCGCGCCUAAGCUGAGAACAGCACUUCCUGGCAUUUCUGGACGGGAAGUGGCACAAACGGAGGAGUUGCUAUUAAAUCAACACGCUAUUGAUUGGGACAGAGUGUCUCCAAUAAGGGAAACUGCUAAGCCUGAACAGGACGGCUUGCAAAUUGCGACGAUGACUGAAACUGCGACCGGGGAAAAGGAGGGUGACUGCACAACAUCUGUUCAGCCGAAAGGACAAAAUGCAGGUGUUGCGUUUGAAAAUGUAGCUGGACAAGUGUUGACAGUAAAAGAAGUAAAUUUGGCCUUUAAAGAAGGAUCCUUGUCAUCAGUAGAAAUACCAAAAGAGCAACGGGCUCUCGUUGAUAUACCGUCCAAUGAGGUUGCGCAGACGACUGAAGUGAUCGCUCACACUGAAGCUAGUGCCUUUUCUGAAAGCAAGCCUGUUUUCCUACGUGCUAUGCCUGACCAAGUUCCACACGAAACUAUCAGCGUAAGCGUCAACCAACCGGUUGAAAACGAGUCUGAAUUUUUGCCAGUCACGCAACCAGAAAAUAAAACGGCCCAAUCGACGUUUAUAGAAGAAAUUGGAUUGAGCGUCUCAUUAAAUACUGCUAAUGAGAAAGAAGCAGUGUUGCCACACUUUGAGACACCCGAAGGCAAAACUGCUGCACCGUAUGUAUCUGGCCACGAAAUCGCACAGAGUUCGGAGGUUGUUCCUCAAGCUACUGUUGAUAGUUUUUCAGUAUCAGCACCAGUGGGCGUUAAGGCAAGUCUUGACCAUAUUUCACACCAAGGUAUAAUAUUUACCGAAACGGCAUUAGCUGAAAUAGAAGGCAACCUCGAAGACGACUCAAAACCCAACUCUAAAGUAGCUGACAUUUUCUACGAGGAAGCAUCGCAAGUCCAGAUAACAGAGACAUUCCCCCAAGACAAAGAAACCAGUUUUGAUUCAUCUGAGAACCCUUUAGGGAAAUUUGCUCAGCCUGCUCUUAGCACACACGAAGUUGCUGUCAAUACUACAGUGAGAUUGGAAUCAUCUGUACUGGAGCUGCAACUUCAAAAGGAACUUGAAAGAAAGGCAGUAAUUGACCAGAUACCUUUCGAGGCUGUAGUUAGAGCCGAAACGACAGUACAAGAAAAAGAAGAGCCGUACGACAGGAUUGCGAAAACUGGACAAGAAACGGCGACUCCCGUAUUCGAAGUAAAGAAGAGUUUAAAUGUUACCGAGGCACUUGUGGAAGACAGCGAGGCUGCAUUUUUGCCGACUAGCGUACCUCAGCCGAGGGGAGCUACAGUAGGCGUCGACCUACAGGAAGCAUCUGUGGUUUCUGAGGUUGAGAGUCAGAUUUCAUUAGGAGAUGUAAGUGCAACAUCGGUACCAGAAGCGUGCGCUCAGUAUGGGCACAUACCGUUCGAAGGCUUAUCACAAACACAAGCAACUGUUCAAGAAAGUGAGCUUGCUCUAGACCUCGGUCGUCAGAUUAAAACGAAUACUGCAACUUUGGAACUGACUGAGUUGGUAGGAGUAGAGGUCACUUCUAUUGAGCUAAGUGAAAGAGAAAAUACUCUUCCCGAAAAAGAAAUGCCUGCGGCUAAAGUUGCUGUACCAGAUGUUACAUUAAAGGAGACCGCUCAGCAGUUACUUGUCGUUCCUGAAACAUCUACUGGAGAAUUACAGGAUGUGAAAACUUUGACAACAACGGCCUCGUCAUCACAACAAGCUCACAAUUAUAUACUGACUACACAAAUACCCAUAAAUGAAAAAGAAGAAGAGUUUGUGGGGGACAACUUACCUGAAAAACGUACUGCAGAUCAGGACUACGUAUCUCAAAAGGGUCUUCUAGUGUCUGAAGUUAACUUAUCAGAACGCGAAGAACUAUAUAAGAGCCCUGAUGCCCCAAAAGAAAGGCGGGCAGUACAAGAUUUGACGGACGCACAGGACAUAGCCGAAAAAACAGAAGUGUUGCUGGAAACGAGCAUUCCAGAAAUCCCCAAAGAGCAGCGACAGGAAGAGACCGGUGUACAAGUUCAAGAGACUCUGCAUAGUAUUGAGAUUUCAGAAAAUGCAGCUCAUGAGCUUGAAGUGCCGUUUUCUGGAAGUUUCAAGCCGACGACUAAAACUGCAGGUACGUUAAUAGAAGAAGCAAAGUCAGUUCAGGUGGUUUCAGAAGUGCAACCUGGGGACAGUGAAUCUACAUUCCAAGACUGGGUGGCACCGAAAUCCCGGGUAGCUGUACCCGACGUUUCUGGGCAGGAUGUUGCCGAAAAAACGGAAGUUCUAACUGAAAUGUGUGUUGGCCCCGUUAGCCAUCCUAGCGUGGCAGCGGUUACGGCUACUGCGCUGCAGAUUCCCUUUGAAAGUAUUGUACAUACUCAAGCAGUUUUAUCGGAAAAAGAAAUUGAGUUCAAAGAGAGUCCCAAAGUUUCAUCAACAACUGCAGACAUGGUGUUUGAAGAACAAACGGGAAUACAAGUUUCUGAGGUUAGGAUUGAAGAUCGGGAAAAACAUCUUGAUGCGUCCGAACGUCCAAGGCAGAGAGAAGCACAACUUGAUGUCACCCCGCGGGAGGCAGCUGAAGUCAGUGCUGUCUACACGCAACAAAGUGUUGAUGAUAUAACCUUGUUAAGUCCGAUUACUGUUACUGCUAGGCCAGAUUGUGACACUUUCGAAGGAAUACAAGCUAUCCAACCUGUGAUAGUUGAGCGGGAACAAGAGCUUCUCAAAAGUGAUGAUGCGAAGCACACAACUGCGAGCGUUUCCGUAAGGGAACUUGGCGGCGUGUGCGUAACAGUAGUUGAAAGUCAGGAUAGGGAAGAAGGUUUGGUACAUACACAGGCACCAGCUACAAAGAAGGCAAACGCGGAGGUUCUCACCAAAGAAGUUGCUCAAUCUUACGAGGUUAGCGCAAAUUUCUUACCGAGUGAAGUAGUUCUGGAAGAAACGAAGCAAGGUUUCGCGACCUAUCAGCAAUCACUUUUUGAAUCGCUGACACAAGAAGAAGCAAUAGUUCAAGAAACAGAAAGUUGCUUAUCGAAAGAAAAAACCCCUGCGUCUAAAACAGCAUCACUUGGUUUUGAAGAGGAAUCUUCUAUCCGAAUAAGUGAGGUACAACCAGAAGUCAAAGAAACAGAUUUAGAGACAGCAGCCAUACCACCUAGCCAAAUUGCAUCGUCAGAUAUCAUAAGUCAAGAGGGAGUUGUGACGACUGUUGUUGAUUCUCAGAUGCACUCUGUUCAAAAAGAUGAGCCAUUUGUGCUCCAAUAUGAAAACGCCUGUACCGGUCAGGAGCCCAAAGAAGCUAUAUCAAUCACAGAAAGGUUAGUUCAAGAAAAGGAAGGUAAUGUGGCGAAUCUGGUAAAACCAUCGUCGAGAAACGCAGAAGUAAGUUUUGAAGAGACGCAAUCUACGAUUGUGUCUGAAACGGUAAUACAACAACGGGAAGAAGAAAGAAGUCCGGAAGCCAAACCAAGGCCUGCAAUUGCACGCCCAGAGGUGACUGCACGGGACAUAGCCGAACAACUUGAAAUAGUUCCACACUCUGGAGUAGAUGUGCUUGAAUCAAUAAAGCCACAUGAAGUUCAUGCAGCUGAAAUACAGUCUGUCGUUGAGGCUCUACUUCAGUCAGAAGCAAUAUCCAAUGAAAGAGAAUCCAAUCUGGUGUUGAAAGAAAAAGAAAUGCACAAAAAUGCACGAAUUUCUAUAGAUGUUGAUCAAACAGCAGCAUUGUCGUCUGAGAUUGUCCCAGAAGACAAAGAAAAUACGUUCGUUUCGACAGAAAAACCAACGUCUCAGAAAGCUAAAAUCGAUUUACUUGGCAGAGAUGUAGCCGAGCAGACUGCCAUCGAAGCUAUACACUCAACAGACCUCAUAACCACGACAGAACCACUGAAAGAAAAGGCGCGUUUCGAACAAAUUCCGUUUGAGAGCUUAAUGCAAUCCGAAACCUCCGUUCAUGAGUUUGAAAGUACUUUAGAAAGCUCACGGAAACCCGACACAAUUACAGCAGAUCUUCAAAUCCAGACUGGAAGAAGUAUUACUGUGACAGAAGUUAUUGCCCAGGACAAUGAGGGAGCAGAGUUACAUAAACAUGCGCCAAGACAAGAGGUGGCCCGUCCUGAUGUUUGUGAGCGUGAAACUGCAUUACAGACCGUUAUAGUCCCAGAAUCAAAUCUGACACCGCUUGAAAUCGAUUCUCUGGACACGUCAAUCGCAAAAGCAACAUUGCCUAUACCUGCACAUGGACUACUUAUUACUGAAAUCGGACAAGCGGGAGAGAAGGAAGCAGAGUUGCCAUCUCUAGCCAAGCCAGCAACAAAGAAAAUUCCAUUCACUGUCGAGGAACGUGACUCAAAUUUACUUGUCACAGAGGUGCACUCCGAAAUACGCGAAGAACCACUGGACACACUUUUGCCAUAUCCCUUGGUCAAAGCUAAACAAACAACAAACGACGAGCUUCAUGCCCAAACAACCCAGACCAAACAAGGUGAUUUUGCCGCCAUAGUCCCGGAGGAGAAUGCUGCUGCUAUAUUACUACCGGAGGACAUUAAUCUAGUAAAGCCAGAGGUGCCCGAAGAAAAGGAAGACAUAGUUGAACCAAUACCUCCAAAAGUAAAGGUUCCAAAGAAACCAAAGAAACCCGAAGUUGCUGAUCUUCCGCAGACUUCUGGGCGUCUAGAAGAACAGCCAGUCGUUGAAGAUCAAAUCUCAGAAACUCCACUCCCAGAAUCGGACAAGAAAGAUACUGAGGUCAAGAAGAAAGUGCCCAAAAAGAAGAAGAAAACCCCGAAGCCUGAAGCCGACAUUGUGCUAGACGUUGACUUAGAUGAAGAAAUUGAAAGACCGGUCCUUGAAAAGUACGAGCCAACACCAUUUAUUCCAAAGAAAAAACAGGCAGAGGAAGUGAAGAAAGAAAAGCUGAAGGGAUUGGAAAAGCAAUCUAUUGUGCGGACCGAUGUGGCUCCCAAAAAAGUUCAAAUUAUACCUAUAGAGGAGCUACCACAAUUUGCCACAAUCAAAUUAAAGAAAGCACCACUUGUAAAACGGGAGGACCGAAAAUCCGUUUCACUGCCUAAAUUUUUGUUGAAGAGCCGAAUAACCAAAGUGUCGUAUCCCCCAGAAAUUCAAAUACCAGUUAUAACUGAAGUUGGGGCAAAACGUGACGCUGGCGAGCUAUCACGAAACGCUGAAGAAGCAUUGAAGGUUCUGAAAAAGAAACGCAAGAAGGUCAAGUUACCAGAGGACGAUGAGCGACCAGAACUUGAAGAAUAUGUUCCGUUCGAAGACGAAAGAAAACCUGAGGAACCAGUGCCAGUUGAGGCUGCGAAACAAGUACUUCCCAAACCGGAUAAACCAGAGGAGGACAAACCCGUUGAGCUCAAGCUGAAAUUGAAAAAGGGAACAGUACCAGAGGAGGAAGAUAAACCCGAAGAGGUGAAACUUCGUAAAGUGCCCGUGAAACAAGACGACGUCGAAGCUGCUGAGGUUAAGGUACCAAAGAAAAAAGAUACCACUAAAGAAGUUCCCAAGGAACCCAAAGAAGAGACUGUAGUUGAACUGAAACCAUUUGAACCGUAUGAUAUACCUCACGAUGACGUGGAUCUAGAGAGGCCCGAGAAGAUGCCAUACGAAAAACCAGAAAAAGAAAAGGUGCCUGAAGAGAAGCCAACCAUCAAGAAACCGAAGAAAGAGAAACCUCAGCCUGAAUCUAUCGAGACGCCUAUUGUUCCUGGUGUACCCAAACCACAGCCUGAAGAUGAUAUACCCGGCAUCCACCUUAAGAAGAAACAGGGCCCUGCACCAGAAGACGCUCCCACCGAUAUUACACUGAAACGAGUUAUUCUUGAGAAGAAACCUGAGGAGAGUCCGGAUGAAGAGAAAGAAAGUCCAGUGGAGAAUAUUACUCUUAAACCAGCCUUUAAAGAAACGGAAGAACUUGAUGUUGGCUUUUCUGUUCGACCAAGUAAACCUGCAGACGAAGUGGCAGCUCAGGUAACAUUGAAAAAGAAAAAGAAAUUGCCUAUUGCUGAAGAUACAUCUGAAGAAAUUACAGUUACUAAAAUAGUGCCGACAAAACCUAAGGAUGAUCUGGCCGAGGAAACUCCGGUAGAAUCUUUCUCACUCACUCGGAAGUCUCUACCUGAAAUGGAGGAGACCGUUGAAACAUUGACAAUUAAAAAGGAUGUGGAGAAACCUACUGAUGUCGUCGAAAGUCCAGCCUCACUCACUAUUAAGCGGAAGAAAUCUAAGCCUGCUUCCGAAUUAGUCGAGGAAGUUACUAUCAGGAAAGAGGUCCCAGAAACGGGGGGAGAAGGCAUCGACGAACCAGAGGUGGCUAUUUCAAUAAAGAAGCCGUCCAAACCUGCCCUGGAUGAAGAGGUUGAUGCCGUUACAAUAAAGCGGGUUGUGCCUGCACCCGAGGAAGUAAAAGAUGAGCCGUCAGAAGCUGUACUAAUCAAGAAAAAACCAAAGAGCCCCCCCAAAGAGGAGGUUUCGGAGGAGGUGACAAUACAAAAGACUAUUCCUAAACGGACUACGGAAGAUGACCAAACUGAAGAGUCUAUUACUUUAAAGAAAAAGACACCGAAAGCACCUACCAUUGAAGAGGAAGCGGAAGCAAUAACAAUUAAAAAGCCGGUACCAGAGCAACCUGAAGAAAUCGAGACUGUCAUAUUUAAACCCAAGACAACAAAGAAGAAAGAAGACGUCGAACAGGAGUUUAAAAUUCAACUCCAGCAGUACGAGGAGGAGGAGAUAUCUAUGUCCGGUAAAGUUCGUUUGAAGAAACCAAAGGCCAUGACUUUUGGAGAAGAGGCAGGUGUAAGCACUAUCCAGAUAACUCAAGAAGUAGACGAUGAGAGUGGUCCUGUCAUAGAAGAAAUCAGUGAUGACGAAGGGCUGCAACCUGAAAAAAUACGGGAGGAUUUUGAAAUAAAAUUGAAGCGUAAACCGUCUGAAAAGCGAUACAGUAUUCAGGACAUCGAAGAAGAGAUUCAGGUUGGUUUCCGCCAAGAAAAGAGAGAGUCCGUUGUUUAUGAGGAGGAGUCACUAGCCUUUAAGCCAAAACCGAAAAGGAGACCGUCAGAGCCGAGUGCACAAACAGAGGAUGUGUCUCUUAGCAUAACAAAGGAGGCCGAGGUGAUCAAGGAAGAAGCUGAGCAAGUAGACGUCAUCAUUACUGAAGUUCAAGACGGAGACCUUCUUUAUUCUAUAAGUUCAUAUGUCGCCGAAAACGACGAUGCAAUGAAUUUGGUUGAAGGAGAACGGGUUUACGUUUUAGAGAGUCAUAAUUCUGAUUGGUGGUUCGUACGGAAAACACUGACAGCAGAGAAGGGUUGGGUUCCUGCAAAGCUUCUAAAGGACGAGGUUUCAUAUACUCACCAUUUGACUCACAGCCUCCAUGAGAAGAUUGACAAGCUGCCAGUAUUUGAAAAACCAGCACAGGGUCAAUCCGUCUCUGCUCCACGUUUUGUUGUAAAACUCCAGCCCCAGCACGUACCUGACGGCGCGACUGUGCAAUUGGAGUGCCGAGUGGAAGGCAAUCCGAAGCCCCAGAUCACAUGGUUCAGAGAAACUGCAAUAAUUAAACCCUCUCCUGACUUCCAGAUGUUUUACGACGAGGACAACGUCGCCACUCUAAUUAUCCGUGAAGUUUUUCCCGAAGACGCUGGGUUUUUCACGUGUGUUGCAAAGAAUAGCGUGGGUUUUGUGUCAAGCACAACUGAGCUCUACGUCGAAGCACCUCUGUCAGACCACGGCUCGGACAUUACUGCUCCAUCAAGAAAAUCCAUGUCGAGAGAAUCUUCUCUUGCCGACAUUCUGGAGGGAAUUCCGCCUACGUUCUCUCGAAAACCAAAAGCAAGAUGUGUUCCUGUCGGCGAGGACGUGGACCUUGAGUGCAGACUUGUGGCGAUUCCAGAGCCAGAGGUCACGUGGUUUUUCAAUGGGAAAGAACUUACCACGCAAAAGAACGUGACCGUAAGCACGGACUCUGACAUGCACUCCUACUCUAGUGUUGUGCAUAUAUCCAAGAUAACGCAGGGCCAAGAAGGAAGUUAUACUGUGGUGGCAAGGAAUCGAGAGGGAGAGGCGAGCAUGAGUAUAACUGUGAAGGUCCAGACAGGCGAGAAGGAAGGCCCACAAAUUUUGGAGCCCCUGAAGAGUGUCACUAUUUGCGAAGGAGACAGUGCUGUUCUCAGCACUCAGAUUGUUGGCAACCCGAAGCCCAAGGUUACAUGGUACAAGGAUGGCAAAGCAUCACCUAAGCUGCCAACCAAAUCGGAUGGGGACACCUAUACUCUCACUCUUAUCCAGCCGAAAGCCACUGAUUCGGCACAGUACACGGUGAAGGCUGUUAAUGAAGUCGGCAAGUGUGAGACCACUGCAACACUGACUGUUGAAGCUUUCACUGACAAAAAACCACCUUUGCCCAAGAAAAAGUCCUUAACAGGAUCACCAAAGGAAUUGCCGCGCCCAGAGGCUCCACUCUUUAUUGAACGUUUCCAGGAACAAAAAGUGAAACAGAAGAGUACCAUCAAACUAGUUGCUAAAGUUACUGGUAAUCCAACACCCCAGAUAACAUGGUUCAGAAACAAUGAGCCGCUUCUUCCAUCAAAGCGUAUCAAGGAAACAUUUGAUGGUUCAACUGUCACUUUGGAAGUUACUGAAGCAGAUUCUGAAUUGGAUGCUGGUGAUUACAAGUGCUUAGCCAGCAAUCCCAGUGGUAAAGCCUCUCAUGGGGCUCGUGUCACAGUAGAUGUGGACAAAGUAACAUUCACAAAGAAACUUCAAAAAUCCAUUGUAGUUGAUGAGCGCAGCUCUAUAAAACUGGAAUGUGAAACAUCUCACACAGUAUCUACAAAGUGGUAUCAUAACGGAAAGGAACUGAGUGGUAUGGAUCAUAGAGAAAUUGUCCAAGAAAACAAAUCUCAUCGCUUACUGAUAAAGCAUACCUCACCCUCUGAUGCUGGCACAUACACUUGUAAAGUUAAAGACCAGUCUACAGAGUGCACAGUAUCAGUUAAUGAAAUCAAAGCAGAAUUUGUUCGCAAAGUUGAAGAUAUAGAGGUGAAAGAAAGAGAAAUUGCUGUUUUGGAGGUGGAGGUCUCAUCUGAUACUGCUGUUGUUACUUGGCACAAGGAUGGAGAGCAGUUGAAGGAAGUACGAGAUCGGGUUGUAUUUGAGAAAAAGGGAGGUGUUAGGAGACUUCUUAUUCGUAGUACCUCAGUUCAUGAUGAAGGUGAAUACACAUGUGCACUAGGAGAUCAAGAGUGCUCUGCAGAGGUUACUGUAAUUGAGUUGCCACCUGAAAUUAUUACAAAAUUGAAAGAUACAACAGUUGCCAAAGGAGACAAGGCCACUUUAGACAUAGAACUCACUAAAGAAGAUGCCCUUGUACGGUGGUUUAAAGAUGGGAAGGAGCUUCAAUUUUCUGAGCACAUUCAACUGGCAAUCGAUGGUAAACGUCAAAAGCUGAAAAUUUACAAUGCAGAGCUUUCAGACGCAGCAGUGUAUUCCUGUCAAGUUGGUGACCAGACAACAAGUGCAAGACUUACUGUUCAAGAGCCAAAUGUCACAUUUACUAUGCGGUUGCCUGAAGUUAUUCGAGUUCCAGUUGAGGCUGAAGCUACGCUAACAGUAGAAUUAUCCCAGCCUGAUGUUGAGGUCAAAUGGUUUAAGAAAUCUGAAGAAAUCAAAGAAACUGAACGCUUUACAUUCUUUUCUGAAGGAACUAUCCGCAGACUAGUAAUCAGAAAGGUCAAAAUUGAGGACCAAUCAGACUACAGUUGUGUCAUGCUAAGUGCCAAGACAUCCACAAAACUAAUAGUAGAAGUGUCUCAAGCCAUUCCAAUAAUUGAAGUACCUAAGAAUGAGUACAAAGUAAAGAAGGGUAGUGAUGUAUCAAUGGAAGUCAAUUUCAUUUCUACUCCACCUCCAACAGACGAAUGGUCUGUGAAUGGGACAGUAAUAAAGAAAUCUAAGAAAGCCAUUCCAUCCUUGACCGAAAGUUCAGCCAGUCUUACCAUUAAGAAGGUAGAAGAAAGUGAUGUUGGCAGCUACAAAAUUAAGCUCAAAAAUACAAGUGGAGAAGCCUCUGCUGAUCUAACAUUAAUAUUAAUAGAACCACCUGGUGCACCUGGAACCCCUGAAGUGCUGGAAGUCACUAAUGACAGCAUCACUUUGCGUUGGAAAGCACCAGAAUCUGAAGGCAACUCACCAAUCACAGAAUAUAUUAUUGAAUACCAUGCGCGUGGAGAGUUUGCAUGGACAAAUGCAUGCAAAAAUACUCAUAUUAUUGAGACUACUCAUAAAGUAACUAACUUAGUCAUGAACUCCGAAUUGACAUUCCGAGUAAUAGCUGUAAAUGAGGCUGGGCCAGGAGAACCGUCUCCAGCAACCCGUUUCGUUCGCAUUGCCAUUGCCUCUAAACCUUCUGCUCCUCGAGGACCAUUUGAAAUAUCAAGCAUGACAGAAUCCUCAUUUACAUUAAAAUGGCAGCCUCCUGAAAGUGAUGGUGGAUCACCAAUACUUGAAUAUCUUCUUGAGAGACGUGAAGUUGGGAAAAAAGCAUGGCAGAAGGUGGGAACAACAUCAGGAGAUGUUACAUUCAUUGAAGUUCCAGGCCUUAAAGCGAACACACCUUACAACUUCCGUGUCACUGCAUCAAAUAUAGUUGGAAAUGGUCCUCCAUAUGCUCCUGAGGAAGCUAUCACUGCUGGAAAAAUGAUAAGUCUACAAUCCAAAUCAAAAAUCAAAGAUGAAAAUGAAGAGGAAGAAAUACCAACCAUCAUUUUGCCACGUCCCAAACCACGCUUGAAGCCACCAUCAUUUCCACCAACCCGCGCACCACGCCCUUCACUUGUUGUGUCAGAAGGGCCUAGUAGGGGGGUGCCAGCUAGUUUACUGUCUCCAGCAUUGAGCUCACUCCCACCACGUCCUCUGUCACCUGCUCCUAGUCAGGGUGGAUUAUCGCCCCCUGUCUCUCCGAGAUCCUCAUCACCCAUCCCACACUCUCUGGAUCCAGACACAGUGCCAAGCCAUGUUUCACAACGGAGGUCUACUUCAAUAGAUUUUUCUGCUCGGAAAGUGUCUAGUGGGGCGUUAAUCACAUUUGCUGAGGGCUCGUUGGAAAUGCCUUUAAGUCUUCCUGUUACAUCAGAACUAUCACCUUCAUACCUAGUGAUUGAAAACCGUAAGGAUUCCUUUGCUUCAGAAUAUGAAGUGAACAGAAAUAAAGCCCCGCCAGGCAAAAAUAUUAAUGCAUCAAAAUUUAAAAAUGUUUCUGGUGAGGAUUUGAGAACAAUCCUCACAUUUUUCCCAGUAAGUGGAUCUGAAUCCACCACAAGCAAGGAAACUUCAGCCCAGAAUGAUAAAUCUGACACUGAGAAAUCUCCUAUUAAGACCAAACAAACUGUGCCUCCUACUGCUUCAUUAGAUAGUGUGACCACCCUUAGUAUGCUUAAAGCUAAGCCAAGGGAAAAGCUCCCUCCACGACCCAUGGUUAAAAUUCAACCAGUAAGAGCUGCUUUAAUAAAAGAGCAAAGGGCAUCCCCAUCAGCCCCAACAAACUUGACUGUUACUGAUGUGACAAGCCGCAGUGUUACCCUUCAGUGGGGACCCCCAGAAAACCUUGGCGGCACUGACUUAACAGGAUAUAUUGUUGAACGUCAAGAUCAAGAGAGCCAGAAGUGGCUUAAGAUAGCAACACUGGACCCCAGCUGCAAUCAUUAUUGUUGUGAAAAUUUGAAAGAAAAAUCUGAAUUUUCUUUCAGAGUUUUAGCUGAAAAUUCUGUUGGUCUAAGUCCACCAGCAUCAACAGAUCGAGUUUGUCUGAAGACUCAUGCAUCACCACCGUCACCUCCUACUGCACCUUUAGAAAUUUUGGCUGUUGGGCCAUAUGCAGUUGUUAUAGAAUGGGGCACUCCAGAAUCUGAUGGGGGCUCACCUUUGACAGGUUACACAAUUGCAAUUAGAGACACUAGGAAAACUAUGUGGAUGGAAGUUGGACGUGUGAAAGCUGAUGUACAAAAACUGACCAUCAAAGAUCUCCAAGAAAACCAUGAGUACCUCAUACGAAUUUUUGCGGUAAAUGAAGUAGGUUCUAGUGAGCCUUUGGAAUCCGAGGAGCCUUUCAAAGUACUAAAGCCUUCUGAAUUGGAUGCUGCUGAUUAUGAGCGAGGAGAGGCAACUGAUAAAGAUACCCCCUCAGUUAGUUUUAGCACUGAACCAACAACAUCAUCAUGGAUGCGUGAUAAUAAUAUGGAUGCUGAUAUUGAGACAUAUGCUAAGGGUUCCUUACUCAGGAAGGAUGAAUACUUUUUCAAAGUGUGGUGCUACGCAAAAAAACUGUUUAAGUAGGAUGUUGUCAAUUCCAAUUGAUGCUUUGGCUGUUGAGGCUUCAACUGAACUGCAUUAAUGACACAGGUGGACCAAAUGGCAGUCCCUGAGCCAUUUAGGACAUCUCUAUCAUUGUUUUAGCAGAAACUUUAGGGGCAUACUUUAUCUCAGCAAAUACCACAACAACUAUUGCAUCAAUAUUUUACAUCAAUAUUUAAUGGUACACAUCUGACAACAACUCCCAUUUUUUUUGUACCAUGAAUUUAUUUGAAGCAGGAAUGAAUUCCUGCAGUAACUUAAGUAUUAUGUCUGUUCCCAUGUAUUCAUUUGAAAGUCAACACUGAAUAUAUAUUCACCCUGUUCUUUCUUAUCAUUAUAAAAUGUUCCACUUGAUUACCUGCCUUUGAUUAUGUAUGGAACAAAGUAAAAGCUUUAAAUUAAUUUUAGAGCAUACCCAUAAAACUGACCAUGGUAAUCAUUUACCCAUAAUGAAGUACUGUGAUACUAUUUAAAUUAAUCACCAGUCUUGUACAACAUCUGGCUUUGAUUAUGUUAUAAUUCUACUAAGAUAAGAUUUAAUUUCUAAAUUGUCUAUGAUAUGUAAUUCAUGUACCAUUGCGUAGUUAAACAGAACCUACAUGUCCUUUGUCAAAAUAAAAAGAGAGAGAGAGACAAAUAUAGGUGUAUUAAAAGAAGUUUUAGAACAAAUUAUAAGAAGGACCUUGUACACCAAAUGCAUGAAAUAAACUAUAAAUAGUAAACAUG
This is a messenger RNA of Frankliniella occidentalis (western flower thrips), 40767 nucleotides long. Its product is annotated as titin. The transcript is spliced from 102 exons. The record is from RefSeq and is a predicted model, not a curated record. Gene Ontology annotation, molecular function: protein binding. Lineage: Eukaryota; Metazoa; Arthropoda; Insecta; Thysanoptera; Thripidae. Bases 373 to 40023 code for a protein of 13216 amino acids.